ACUUCGCAAUCAAAUUUCAUCACAAUAUGCAGUGCCAAUGAACCAUUUUCUCUUUCCCCUGCAAAACCUCUUACCAACUCUAAAAAAGUCCCCAUUUCUUAUUCUUAAUCCCUUCAAAAUGACUCCAAAUGAAAACUCAUCAAACAGUAAUACAAUAAUAACCCAACUCAUCCAAAUUAUCAAAGAAAUUUCUUCAUUUUCUGAAUGCAAGAACACUUCCAAGAGAUUGUACUCCAAUUUAGUGCGCAGGGUGAAGCUGUUGAGCCCACUUUUCGAGGAAUUGGUUGAUAAAGAAGAAGAUGAAAUGGAAGUGCUCCCUGUUGACCAAGUCAAAGCCUUUGAAUCACUCUUAGUCGUCUUGAAAUCUGCCAAAGAUUUGCUCAAAUGGGUUCAGGAUUCCAGUAAACUUUAUCAGGCUGUGCAAAGGGACAAAAUCUCAACCGAGUUUCUUCAUAUAACAGGAAAAAUUGAAGAAGCACUGAGUAAGGUUUCUUAUAAUAGACUUGAUUUGUCAGAGGAAGUUCAAGAACAGAUUGGACUUGUUCAUGCUCAAUUUCGACGAGCAAAAGCCAGAAAUGAAUCCUCCGAUCUGCAAGUAGAGAUGGACAUAACAGUUGUGCAGGACGAAGAAGAGCCUGAUGCUGCAGUUCUCCAAAGAUUAUCCCAGAAUCUGUACCUUUUCACUAUGGAUGAUCUGAGGAAAGAAUCACGCGCCUUUCAUGAAAUGGUCAUCACAAGCAGUAGUGAUCUGGGUGACUCAUUUGAGAUGAUGUCCUCCCUUUUUAAGAAGCUUAACGACUAUCUGCUGACUGUAAGCCCAGAAGUUGACAUGUGUGAUGUUGAUAAAGGCAUGAUAAAGCACAGAUCUCCAGUUAUACCAGAUGACUUCCGUUGUCCUAUUUCACUUGAGCUAAUGAAAGAUCCUGUUAUUGUAUCUACAGGGCAGACAUAUGAGAGAUCGUGCAUCCAGAAAUGGCUUGAUGCUGGUCACAAGACAUGUCCUAAGACACAACAGACUCUGUUGCAUACAGCGUUAACACCAAAUUAUGUUUUGAAGAGUCUGAUUACAUUGUGGUGUGAGAGUAAUGGUGUGGAGUUGCCAAGGACUCAAGGAACACUUAAAAACAGAAGAACUAGCAACUCUGCUUCAAACUGCGACAAAGCAGCUAUUGGUGCCUUGUUAAAGAAGCUAACCAAUGGAAACAUAGAAGAGAAACGAGCUGCAGCUGGGGAAUUCCGGCUGCUAGGAAAAAGAAACGCAGACAACAGAGUAUGUAUUGCAGAGGCAGGAGCUAUACCACUGCUAGUAGAACUGUUAUCUUCUCCAGAUUCUCGGACUCAGGAACAUGCUGUGACAGCACUUCUUAAUCUUUCCAUUAAUGACAUGAACAAAAGCAUUAUAGUAAAUGCUGGGGCAAUAAGAGAUAUAGUACAAGUCCUGAAAAAUGGUAGCAUGGAGGCAAGAGAAAAUGGUGCUGCUACACUGUUCAGCUUAUCAGUGGUGGAUGAGAACAAAGUAGCAAUAGGAGCAGCAGGUGCAAUCCCAGCUUUAAUUGAUUUACUCAUUCAAGGUACCCCAAGAGGAAAGAAAGAUGCCGCAACUGCAAUUUUCAACCUUUCAAUUUAUCAGGGAAACAAGGUACGGGCUGUAAGGGCAGGAAUUGUGGAACCUCUAAUUAAAUUUCUGAAAGAAGUUGAUGGUGGCAUGGUUGACGAGACUCUAGCAAUACUAGCAAUACUUGCAAGUCAUCCUGAGGGGAAAAUUGCAAUAGGGGAAGCUGAACCAAUUCCUGUUUUAGUUGAGUUAAUAAGAACUGGAUCUCCUCGUAACAGAGAGAAUGCUGCUGCUGUACUUUGGUCACUUUGUAUGGGUGAUGUUAACCAUUUGCAACUGGCAAAGGAGUUGCAGGCUGAGCAAGUUUUGAAAGAACUUUCAGAGAAUGGCACUGAUAGGGCUAAGAGAAAGGCUUCCAGUCUUUUAGAGUUUCUUCAACGAGCCGAAGAUAUUGCUGAUUAGAACCAACAGUAACUAGUGUUCUGAAAAAUGUAGUAGCUCACUAAAAACUCUUUCCAGGUCUUUAUGGUUUUCACACCCAUGCAUAUUUGUAAAUAGAUUGUACUAGUAAUUAUACUUGUGCAUUCAACGCUGUAUUCAUCUGUUUGUAAUUAUACUUCUUUUCUGAAUAUAUAUUGUUCAACAUUAUA
Molecule: messenger RNA, 2205 nt
Organism: Spinacia oleracea (spinach)
Lineage: Eukaryota; Viridiplantae; Streptophyta; Magnoliopsida; Caryophyllales; Amaranthaceae
Product: U-box domain-containing protein 14
Exons: 4
Coding region: 38-2017 (659 amino acids)
Biological process (GO): protein ubiquitination; cell surface receptor signaling pathway
Molecular function (GO): ubiquitin-protein transferase activity; protein binding
Source: RefSeq, a predicted model, not a curated record